AUGAACCAACAGAGAGAGUUCAUGUCACAAAUGCAGCAACAACAACAGCAGCAACAACAGUUGCAGCAGCACCAGCACCAGCUUCAGCAGCAGCAGCUUCAGCAGCAGCACCUCGCCCUCCAGCAGCAGGCUCCAUCCACCCUCCAACAGCCCCGUCAACCCGGCGGCGUGAGAGCAAACAGCGGCAACCAGAUCCCUUACCCGCUCCAGACAACCAGCUCACCAUCUUCGCCCUCCGCCUCGGGUUCCCAGCCAUCAUCUCCCAACGGCUCCAUGACCUCCUUGCAACCCCCUUCUCCUGCCAAGGCCAACACAAAUACCUUCGUCCACAAGUUGCACAACAUGGUGGUUGACAAGCAAUAUCAGCACUUGAUUGCCUGGAAUUACACAGGAACGUCGUUCAUUGUCUGCAACAUCAUGGAGUUCUCGCGGGAUGUCCUGCCCAAGCAUUUCAAACACAACAACUUUUCGAGUUUUGUGAGACAGCUCAACAUGUACGGCUUCCACAAGGUCAACAAAUCGCCAAGAGGACAUCGCACAUUGGCAGAGAAUCAGAUCUGGGAGUUUUCGCACCAAAAGUUUUUGAGGGGACGUCAGGAUCUGUUGGACGACAUCAAGCGCAAGGCUAUGGAGUCUGACGCGAUGAGACGGGACGGAGCAGAUGUGAGCAGCCAUGUAACAAUGUUGCAGAGCUCCCAGCAGGACUUGGCCCAGCAAGUCACUCAUCUCCAGGCCAACUUUGGCGAGGUCGCUCGGGAACUUGCCGACACACGUCGUAUUCAGGUGGCACAACAGCAGUUGCUCAAGAGCUUGCUUGACUAUAUCCAAAGGACAUCAGGCGGUCAGCGUAAGUUUUUUCUCGGAAUUGUUGUCGUUAUUAUCGCUAAAACUGGAGACAGGGCCACCUCGCCAGUGAAACGCGGAAUCAUCACUUUCGCACAUUGA
Linnemannia hyalina is the source of this 945-nucleotide messenger RNA. The record is from the annotation of a GenBank genome assembly. Lineage: Eukaryota; Fungi; Mortierellomycota; Mortierellomycetes; Mortierellales; Mortierellaceae.